CGAUGACACAGAACCCGACCGAAGUAUCUCGGAUUCGAAAUAUCUCCAAGGUACAAUUUGGGCGUUUCGACCUUUACCCCUGGUACUUUUCACCUUAUCCCGAAAUCUUCAGUCAGGAGGAUGUGAUUUUCAUUUGCGAAUUCUGUCUGAGUUAUUAUGGAGAUGAGAAGGCCUUUACGCGGCAUCGACGAAAGUGCACACUACAACAUCCACCUGGAAACGAGCUUUACCGGAACGAGGAUAUAUCAUUCUUUGAAAUCGAUGGUCGACGACAACGAACGUGGUGCCGUAACCUCUGCUUGCUGUCCAAGAUGUUUCUUGACCACAAGACACUGUACUAUGAUGUGGAUCCCUUCCUAUUCUAUGUUAUGACUGCGCGAACCGAAAAGGGAUGCCAUUUAGUGGGAUAUUUCUCCAAGGAAAAAGAGAGUGCGGACGGAUACAAUGUUGCUUGCAUUCUAACUAUGCCGCAAUAUCAGCGCAAAGGCUAUGGUCGACUUCUGAUUCAGUUCUCUUAUGAGCUUUCUCGCAUUGAGGGAAAGCUCGGCUCUCCAGAAAAGCCAUUGUCAGAUCUGGGUUUGCUGAGUUACCGACAGUACUGGUCAGAGAACAUUCUGGAGCUGCUUAUGGGAUACAAUGAGCGUGAAGAGAAGGUCACGAUUGAGGCAAUAUCAACAGCGCUGGCUAUGACAACGCAGGACGUGGAGCAUACCUUGCAAGCUCUCAGAAUGCAGGUAUACCACAAGAGCGACCACAAGAUUGUGAUUCCUGAGAAGCUGAUCCAGCAACGGGAGAAGACCAAGUUGAAGAGGAAACGAACAGUGGAUCCAACCAAAAUUCAAUGGAAGCCCCCAGUGUUCACAGCUUCAAGCCGAACAUGGGGUUGGUAAUUAUAGAUAUGAAGCAGAAAGCGAGCGAGCGAUGUAUGUAUGUAUAGAUAGCUUUAAAUGAUACCCCUGUUCCAUCAA
This is a messenger RNA of Fusarium verticillioides 7600, 968 nucleotides long. Its product is annotated as histone acetyltransferase htatip. Gene Ontology annotation, molecular function: histone acetyltransferase activity. NCBI's taxonomy places the organism in Eukaryota, Fungi, Ascomycota, Sordariomycetes, Hypocreales, Nectriaceae. Gene Ontology annotation, biological process: regulation of DNA-templated transcription. The transcript has a single exon. The record is from RefSeq and is a predicted model, not a curated record. The annotation marks the transcript as partial.